AUGAAAGAUUUGUCAUUGGUUGUUGUUGAUGAUAGUGCCGUCAUCGUAGUAUCGUACGACGAUUUUGUUGUUGAUUUUUUACCCGUGAUAAAAACAAACAUUUAUUUUAUCAUCGUUGUCUUUGUGCGUGAAAGCCGGGCGGCCGCCGUUACCGGUGUCGUACACUCGUACAUGAUAGUCAUAGAUGUUGUAAAACAUAUGUCGUAUGUGCGUACUUGUUACUGUUAUCAUAGUGUGUGAUUACUGAUUAGCAUUUUUUAUUCUCCUUUUUAUCAUUCUAAACGAGGUUUUGAAAUUUGAAUAAGCGUUUAUGUUUACGAUACAAACAACAAGUAGGCAAUUACAGGCAUAGUACUAAUUGUAUUGUACCUACGUGAAGUCCAUUUCUAUUGGAAUCGAAGCGAGUUCAACAUACUUUGGCUGGAGGAUUCGGUGACAACGCCGCACGUUACAACGGUUUUGAAACAUACAACACUGAAAUUUCAAUUAAUUAUACACAAUGUCAAUUAAGGAUGUACGUUUUGGCUUCAAUUUUCUCACGGACACAAAUAUCAAGGCGUGUAUGGAUACUGUAAGAGAAUUGGAACUAACUUUUGCCUGUUUACAUGUGUCAAAUCUUAGGUUAAAAUCGAAUUCUAAAGUAUUAGAUCCAUCUAGUACUGUUAUGAAUCCUGAGUUUUGUCAAAAGUGGUGUCAUUGUGUUGUUGCAAACAUUUCUCAACCUAAUGUUGAUUCAGAAACUGAAAGUACCAGACUAGAAAAUCAAAAAUCUUUUACAGAAGACAUUUCAUGGGCUACAUUUUUAAAUGUAUAUUGCAUUAUGUUUGAGUUACCAUUACAUGGAGAUGUUGUAAAUUUGGUUAGAUUGCUGGACAAUCAAAUUGAUAUUUAUAUAAAUUCUGCUGUAUUAAUACAGUUUUGGGCAUUAGUACCAAUAGUCAACUUAAAAACAGACCCUUGGAAAAAAUGGACUAAAUUCAUAUCAUCAAUAAGAAAUGUAAAUAGAAUAAAAUUAGCAUUAGAAAUUGGGGCUGAGCUACCUAGUGACGAAGAACUUGACCGUUGGUUAGGAGAACCAGUUGCAGCUUUAAUAAUACAGUCCAACAUAUUUAUAACCAAUAAAAAAGGUUACCCAGUGUUAUCUAAGCCUCAUCAAGAAUUUAUUAAAAAAAUGUUCAAUAUAGGCUGUCAAAUUGUAAUAUCUGGACAGUUAGGUAUUAAACAACAAUUCAAUUAUUUAGGCCAUCUAUACCAAAAUACUACAUCAUUAACCCCUUAUAGUUCUGACUUUAUAAGCGGCUUUGAAGAUUAUCUUCAAACACCAUUGCAACCAUUGAAACAUAAUUUACAGUCUUAUGUUUAUGAGACAUUUGAGCAAGAUCCUAUCAAGUAUUACGAGUAUCAAAGAGCGAUAUCCAAAGCUUUAAUUGAUAAGUAUGAAGAUAGAGUACUUGUUGUUUAUGUUGUUGGCGCUGGUCGUGGUCCAUUAGUAGAUGCUACGUUCGAAGCAGCUAAGGGAUCAAAUAUUAGAGUUGAAAUAAGUGCCAUUGAAAAGAAUGAAAAUGCUUUACCAUCACUGUUCUUAAAAAAUAAAGAAAAAUGGGAAAAUCGUGUUACUAUUAUAAAUGAGGAUAUGCGGUUAUGGAAUCCGUCAAAAAAAUGUGAUAUCUUAGUAUCAGAGCUAUUGGGGUCUUUUGGUGAUAAUGAAUUAUCUCCAGAGUGUUUAGAUGGGGCUCAAAAAUAUUUGAAAAAAGAUGGAAUCAGUAUACCUUCAAGUUAUACUUCUUAUUUAGGACCAAUACAAUCACGUAAAUUGCAUGCAGAAAUAUCGUCCAUUAGGAAAAAUAAUGAUAAUUGUAACUUUCAAAAACCGUAUGUAGUACAAUUAAACAAUGUCUAUUCUAUAGCUCCACCAAAAGCCCUUUUUACAUUUGUUCACCCGAAAAAAAAUGUAGAGGAGAGUAAUGACAGAGACGGGUUUUUGAAAUUCAAUAUAUCCCAAGAUUGCGUUUUACAUGGUUUUGCUGGUUACUUUGAAACGGUACUUUAUAAAGACGUGCGUCUUAGCAUUGUCCCAGAAUCAUUUAGUGAUGGCAUGUUCAGUUGGUUUCCUGCUUACUUUCCUCUAGUAAAACCAAUGUUACUUGAUAAAGGAGAAGAAAUUCAAAUCAAUUUUUGGCGGUGCAGUAACAAGUACAAAGUGUGGUAUGAAUGGUGUAUGACAAAACCAUACCAAAGUAUUAUACACAAUAUAAAAGGUGAAAUGUAUUUUAUGUCACUUUAACUCAUUUUGUUUAGUACAAAUUGUCAAUGUGUUUAUUUUGUAAUAAUUGAAUUAUAUGUUUUUUGUAUUCUAUAAUAUUAUCAAAUCACAAGGUUAAAAAAUAUUUUUGACGACUAACAUAAAUUUGAUUAUUUAUUAUUUGUUUUAAGUCAAGCUGCCAUAAUGUUCAUAAUGCAAUUUUCUUAACCUUAACCUCUACAAUUUAUAUUGAUUAAAUUAAAUUUUGAUUUUGUAUACAAUUAUUAUUUUGUUAUUGAACUCAGUUUUGUGUCUUACUAGUUUUGUGUCUUCAUAUUAAAAAAAAAAAAAUUGUUUGCGAUGAUUGUAUGUGUUUAAAUAGUCCUAAUUUUUUAGAAGACUAACACUAUUAAUUUUAAUAUUAUUGUAUUAUACUGAUUUUCUUUAUAAAACACAUUUACACAGCCUUUA
Myzus persicae (green peach aphid) is the source of this 2713-nucleotide messenger RNA. RefSeq names its product protein arginine N-methyltransferase 5-like. The record is from RefSeq and is a predicted model, not a curated record. Gene Ontology annotation, cellular component: nucleus; cytosol. The transcript has 2 exons. NCBI's taxonomy places the organism in Eukaryota, Metazoa, Arthropoda, Insecta, Hemiptera, Aphididae. Bases 500 to 2284 code for a protein of 594 amino acids. Gene Ontology annotation, biological process: peptidyl-arginine N-methylation; regulation of DNA-templated transcription.